Molecule: messenger RNA, 924 nt
Organism: Sabethes cyaneus
Lineage: Eukaryota; Metazoa; Arthropoda; Insecta; Diptera; Culicidae
Product: carbonic anhydrase 13-like
Exons: 2
Coding region: 1-924 (307 amino acids)
Cellular component (GO): cytoplasm
Molecular function (GO): zinc ion binding; carbonate dehydratase activity
Source: RefSeq, a predicted model, not a curated record
AUGGUUUCCAACAAUUCCCAACACAAUCGCUUCGGAGACAAAAUUCACCAAGAGUACUACAACUUCUACGAGUCUACUAACAAAUUAGAAGCAUCCCCCAAUUCUUUCGUCAAAAAUGCAUCAAACUACGGCAGCCGCUGGACGUCGGACGCUGUACCAUUUUCCUAUCUCGAAGAGCACGAAUUCGGACCAUCGAAUUGGGGUGCCCUGAGCGCUAACUGCAAUGGCCUGUAUCAAAGUCCGGUUAAUUUGGCGCUCAAUCGGUCUCGGAUUGUCCACAAGAAACGUCCCCUAGAACUGGUCGGGGCCGCGAAUCGACCUGCGAGUAUAACCGUCCUGAACGAAGGUGGAUCGGCAGCCUACUUUCUUGAUUUCCGAGAAGAAAAACGUCCACGACUGCGUGGAGGGCCGCUGCCGGUGGAUUACCUGUUCUAUCAGUUUCACUAUCAUCUAGGAUCGGAGCACUCGCUCGAAGGAAAGCGCUCGGCGGUGGAGGUUCAUGUGGUAUUCUACAACAGCUUGUAUGAAUCGUUUGAAGAUGCACGCGAUCAACUGGACGGUCUGGCAGUUGUAGCGUUAAUCUACGAGGUACUGGCAAAAGAUCGCAUCCAAAAUUUAAAUAAGUGGGCUCGAUAUCUCGAUAGUGUGAUCGAGGAAGGUCGCAAAUAUCGUCCACCUGCGGCUAGGAUUUUCACGUUGCAGGAUGUCGUGCAGAACACGGUAUGGCCAUACUUUUCCUACGAAGGUAGCCUAACGACGCCGCCUUGCUCGGAAACGGUUCGCUGGCUGGUGGCCACCGAGCGCAUGCCGUUAACCAAAAGUGAACUAAAACGGAUGCGCCAACUGAAAGGCAGAGGUGGCGCGUGGGUGCAGAACGCGAGACCUACUCAGGCGCUCAACUACCGGAGGGUGAUGCUGUACUGA